AGAAGGAGGCCAGGAGUUGUGAGUUUCCAAGCCCCAGCUCACUCUGACCACUUCUCUGCCUGCCCAGCAUCAUGAAGGGCCUUGCAGCUGCCCUCCUUGUCCUCCUCUGCACCAUGGCCCUCUGCUCCUGUGCACAAGUUGGUACCAACAAAGAGUUCUGCUGCCUCGUCUAUACCUCCUGGCAGAUUCCACAGAAGUUCAUAGUCGACUAUUCUGAAACCAGCCCCCAGUGCCCCCAGCCAGGUGUCAUCCUCCUAACCAAGAGAGGCCGGCAGAUCUGUGCUGACCCCAAUAAGAAGUGGGUCCAGAAAUACAUCAGCGACCUGGAGCUGAAUGCCUGAGGGGCCUGGAAGCUGCGAAGACCCAGUGACCUCGGUGGGCCCAGGAGGGAGCAGGAGCCUGAGCCAGGGCAAUGACCCUGCCACCCUGGAGGCCACCUCUUCUAAGAGUCCCAUCUGCUAUGCCCAGCCACAUUAACUAACUUUAAUCUUAGUUUAUGCAUCAUAUUUCAUUUUGAAAUUGAUUUCUAUUGUUGAACUGCAUUACAAAAUUAGUAUUUUCUCUGACACCUCAUGACGUUGUCUUUCUCACCCUUUCCCCUUUUCCCUUCAACUCUUCGCACAUUCAAUGCAUGGAUCAAUCAGUGUGAUUAGCUUUCUCAGCAGACAUUGUGCCAUAUGUAUCAAAUGACAAAUCUUUAUUGAAUGGUUUUGCUCAGCACCACCUUUUAAUAUAUUGGCAGUACUUAUAUAAAAGGUAAACCAGCAUUCUCAUUGUGACGACUCUGUUGAUUUUGUUUCACUAAUCGGAAUCACAGAUUGAAAGGAAUUCUGGGGGAGGAGGAGGGAAAUAUGAAAAGAGGCAGAAACAGCAAGAUAGGGACCGAGUACUUCUACUGUCAUACCAGACGUUUCUGUGGAGAUACUUUCCUGAAAAGUUGAAACAGACACCAUUAUUUUAUAAACCAUAUUGUAACUGAAAUGUGAUAGAAAAAUUUUCCACUUAAAUGAGUAUCAAGAUGACACUGCAAUGCAUAUUUAUGCGAACGAGCUCAUUUUCAUAAACGAAGCUUUCCUCAGAAUGAUGGCUAACAUCUGUUGAGGCCUUACCCAGUGCCGGGUUUUGGGCUAAGUACUUAUAUUAGUAAAAGUCUAGCAAAUACUGCCCACAGUCUAGCAAGGACUCCUUACCUGGAAGUUGCUGAAAGCCUUGGUCAUGUUAUCUUCGUUCUCCACUCUGCUUUUGGGGAGGAUGUUUUCCAUGACUAUCUGAGAUGAGGCUUGGGGCUGGGUGGCCAGAGUUAGCAAAUAAAAAUAAAGAAUGGAUACUA
Messenger RNA from Symphalangus syndactylus (siamang), 1330 nucleotides. RefSeq names its product C-C motif chemokine ligand 18 (gene CCL18). The record is from RefSeq and is a predicted model, not a curated record. Gene Ontology annotation, biological process: positive regulation of cell migration; positive regulation of GTPase activity; antimicrobial humoral immune response mediated by antimicrobial peptide. Gene Ontology annotation, cellular component: extracellular region. Lineage: Eukaryota; Metazoa; Chordata; Mammalia; Primates; Hylobatidae. Gene Ontology annotation, molecular function: CCR chemokine receptor binding; chemokine activity.